CACAGUUUAGGACAACCAGCAUUGAUAUCGGGGAAAUUCGGCGACCGUUCCCAGUUAUUCGUGCACUCGUUGGCGUGUCUCUGGUGCUGGUCGUGAUUCUGAUUGUGGUGUUUUUUCAUAUAGGCGCUUGUCACAAGUUGGCAUGUUGUUUAGCGGUCCUGGCGCUUCUUCUUCGAAAAACGAUUCAACUGCAACAAGUGGAGUAGCAGGUAGAAGUGGAGCACCCGAACUGCCAAGUACUGAAGCAUCAGCUGAACCUGUACCCAUUGCAACGGAGAAAACUGGUGGCGUGGCUGUUGUGCAGGAGAAACAGCAAAAAGCUGGACGCGAUGCGAUGGCUGCCGUGAGUGACGCCCCAUCCUCGAGCAACAACAUGGUUCAUCAGGUUAGCGGUGGUCAAGUAGGAGGAGCUGAAAUUAGAAGCGUGGCUGUUAGUCCUGCUCCUGCAACUGCAAGUGCAAGUAGUCCCUGAUUGUAGUUUGUUGUGAAUACUCGAGAAACUUAGA
Messenger RNA from Amoebophrya sp. A25, 506 nucleotides. NCBI's taxonomy places the organism in Eukaryota, Dinophyceae, Syndiniales, Amoebophryaceae. The record is from the annotation of a GenBank genome assembly.